AUGGCGGCGCGGGGCCGGUGCCCCGAGUGCGGCUCGGGCUCGCUGGUGGAGGACGCGCACUACGCGCAGCAGCAGCUGGUGUGUGCCGCCUGCGGCUGCGUCCUGUCCGAGGGGCUCCUCACCACCACCUACACCGACGAGGAGCAUCUGAGGGAGGUUGCCUAUUCCCAGAGCACCGGGCAGAAGGAGCAGCUGAGCCGCUGCCUGCAGCGAGGCAUCCGGCGGGUGCAGGACCUCUGCAAGGUGCUCAAGCUGCCAGCAGCCUUUGAGGAAACGGCUGUGUCCUACUUCCAGAGGGCUCUGGAGCUGCCUGCCUUCCACCUGGUCAGCCUGGAGAAGAAGGAGCUGCUGGGGGGGUGCUGUGUGCUGGUGACGUGCCGGCAGCACCGCUGGCCGCUGACCAUGGGCACCGUGUGCUCCCUGCUCUAUGCCAAGCAGGAGCUCUUUGCCAGCGUCUUCCUGAGCCUGCAGAGGGAGCUGGGGCUCUCUGUGCCCGCCCUGAGCCUGGCAGACCUGGUGACAACACACCUGAGCAGCUUCCGGCUGGUCCAGCCCAGUGCCAACAUCCCUGGGCCCUUCCUGGAGGACAAGGAGCAGCUGGUGGCCCGGACCAUGGCCAUUGUGGAGCUGGCCAGUGCCACGUGGCUGGUGACCGGGCGGCACCCGGUGCCCGUGGUCACGGCCGCGGCGUUCCUGGCCUGGCAGUCCCUGCGGCCUGGCCCGCGCCUCUCGUGCCCCCUGGCACGGUUCUGCCGCCUGGCAGGGGUGGAGCUGCCCCCUCCAGCCCAGCUGAGGCUGAAGGAGCUGCUGGAGAUCCUGCUGGCGAUGGCCUCCCAGCUCUCCUGGCUGCGCGGCUUCCGCCUGGACAAGAAGACGGUGGUGAAGCACAUCGGGGACCUGCUGCAGCACCGGCUGCUCCUGCUGAAACGCGCCUUCAGCCAGCAGGAACAGCAGGGCACGGGCCUGGGCAUGGGCUCUGAGAGCCAGGAGUGCCAGGGCUCUGAGAGCCAGGGCUCUGUGAGCCAGGAGUGCCAGGGCUCUGAGAGCCAGGACUGCCCAGCCCAGGGUCCCCCCAGCUCUCCCUGGGCAGGGCAGCAGCAGCAGAGGGGUGCCCUGAGGCCCCUGCUGCCCCCCUGCCUCCUCCACCCCAGGAAGAGGCUGCGGGCGGCGGCCCCGAGCGCUGCGGGCGCGGCCGUGACGGGCGAUGAGCCCAUCUCAGACAGCGAGAUCGAGCAGUACCUGAGGAGCCCCGAGGAGAUCAGAGCCUUCAGGAGGGCCAAGGCUUGGUCCUGA
Messenger RNA from Melozone crissalis (California towhee), 1293 nucleotides. RefSeq names its product BRF2 RNA polymerase III transcription initiation factor subunit (gene BRF2). Gene Ontology annotation, biological process: transcription preinitiation complex assembly; transcription initiation at RNA polymerase II promoter. The transcript has 5 exons. Gene Ontology annotation, cellular component: nucleus; transcription preinitiation complex. NCBI's taxonomy places the organism in Eukaryota, Metazoa, Chordata, Aves, Passeriformes, Passerellidae. The record is from RefSeq and is a predicted model, not a curated record. Bases 1 to 1293 code for a protein of 430 amino acids. Gene Ontology annotation, molecular function: RNA polymerase II general transcription initiation factor activity; TBP-class protein binding.